CAAACCUUGUAUUUUGGGGUGUUGAUUAUUUUCAUCACAACGGCUCAGGCCUGUACGCUAAAUGCGAAUCUAAAAAAUCCUACGUCGGUUAUCUGCGAAUAAUGUGUAUUGAAAGCCAAUGGACGGCUAUUGAGGAAUGUCAGAAAUACAGUCGACCACUUGCCAUCCAGGGCAUUAGACUUGUAAACGGUAGUAGUACUUUUGACGGCAGAGUUGAGAUCAAAGUGUUCGAUUCGUGGGGAACAAUAUGCAAUGACACAUUCGGAAUGGAGGAAGCAAACGUUAUUUGUAAAAUGAUGGGUUUUUAUCCUGCUAAAGGAUUCAGCACAUCAUUAAACGAGGGAACUGGACCUAUCUUUAUUGACGACAUGUCAUGUGAUGCCAACAGUUCUCACAUUAAUGAUUGCACGUAUGUAACUUACGACAAUUGUUCCCAUAGAAAGGACGUAAUCGUAACAUGCACAGCAAAUUGCGGUGACCCAACGCCGAAAUUUGGUAGGGCCAACGGCACUUCUUCGAGCGUUGGAUCUGUUGUAAGCGUGGCAUGUGAACAUGGUCGAUUACUAAUUGGCGAGUCGCUUAUUACUUGUCAAGAAAAUGGGAAUUGGACAAGUACACCGUCGUGUCUUCUUAUAGAUUGUGGUGAUCCAACGCCAAAUUAUGGCUCCAUAAACGGAACGUCGUAUCUCCUAGAUAGCGUGGUCUCGUUAUCGUGUAAUAGAGGCUUUAUUGUAUCCGGCGACUCCAUCAUAAGAUGCCAGAAUAACAGUUAUUGGACAGACUAUCCAAAAUGUGAUAUCAUUGACUGCAGCGAACUAAACAUAGCCAAUAUGACGAUUGACGGUGAUAAUACAACUACAUACGGGCAGAUAGCAGUUGUCAGUUGCAAAUCAGAUUUUACUCCACGCGGUUAUUGGACUGUGAAAUGUGAAGACAGUGGCGUUUGGAAUUACUCACAUGUACCUCAUUGUAAACUCAUUGACUGUGGUUUCUCCGCACCACCAUUUGGAAGUGUAAACGACACCACAUCGACAGUUGGUACUGUGGUCGGCGUGUUCUGUGAUUAUGGGCGACAGCUGGUUGGUGAUUCGGUAUUGGUUUGCCAACAAAAUGGAAAGUGGACAGGUUCUUCUUCGUGUCCAUUGAUAGAGUGUGACGAUCCAAUACCAGUUAAUGGCGCCGUAAAUGGAACAACACGAUGCUUUGAUGACAUUCUUUCAGUAUCGUGUAUUAGCGGCUUCAAGUUAGCAGGCCUUUCCGUCAUACGAUGUCAAAACAACAGUAAAUGGACUAACUAUCCCAAAUGCACCAUUGUUGAUUGUGGCGUCCUCGACAUUGUCAAUAUGUCUAUAAGCAUUGAAAAUGCGACUACAUACGGACAGAUAGCAUUUGUCAGUUGCAAACCAGAUUUUACUCCAAAAGGUUCAUGGCCUGUGAAAUGCGAAGCUAGCGGCGUUUGGAAUAGAACACAUGUACCGCAGUGUCAACUCAUUGACUGUAGGGAUCCAACGCCUUUUAAGGGCUUUGUUAAUUCAUCAGAAACAACAGUCAAUGCAGUGGUGAAUGUUUCGUGUGAAAAUGGUUACACGCUUUUGGGUGCUUCAGUCAUUAUCUGUGAGUCUACUGGCAUAUGGUCCGGGACUCCGAAAUGCGACCCUUCGGAUUGCGGUAGGCCAGCUAUAUCGAAUGCAGAAGUGGUGACAAGUAACUCAACGGCUCUGAAUGCCACAGCAGUAAUAAGUUGUAAAGAAGGAUUCGCCAUAUUUGGACCAAGUGUUAUUAAAUGCACUGAAACGGGAUGGAGUAAUAACGUUAAAUGCUUACGUAUUGUAUGUGAGAAGAUGGAAGUUGACAAUGGCAGAGUGAAUGGCACAGGUACCGAGUACGGGGCUGUGAUAUAUUUGGAGUGUGAUACAGGCUAUGCAAUUAAGGGUCCCAACAAACUAUCUUGCCAAGACAAAGGUCUAUGGAGCGAUUAUCCUACAUGCGUCAUUCAAAAUUGUGGAAACGUGACCGAACCAACCAACGGUAUGAUUACAUCGAGCCAUGUAACGACCACGUUUAAUUCGUCGUUGAGAUUUCAAUGUGAAACUGGCUAUCAACUAACCGGAAAUGACGUCAUGUGGUGUGACGCAAAAGGCGAAUGGAACAGUUCAGUUCCGACGUGCGUUCGCAAAUUUUGUGGUGACCCGACUCCAAAGAACGGCGCCGUUAACGGAACAUCAUUUUACUUCAAUGACGUGGUAUCAGUAUCCUGCGAGUAUGGCUACUCAUUGUCCGGCGAAGCUAUCAUAACAUGUCUUAGUACCAGAACAUGGACUGAUAACCCGAUGUGUAAUAUUGUUGUGUGCGAGCGCAUUCACUUAAAAAAUGGCACUGUGACCGGCACAGAAACACACUUCGGGUCGCAAAUCGAGGUGCAGUGUGACAUUGGAUAUGAUCUCCGUGGUGACAGGAGACUAUUAUGUCAAACCAAUGGUCAAUGGAGUGGCAAUCCAACAUGCAUUAUAAAAGAUUGUGGGCACGUCAGAUUGCCAGCCAACAUGAGGAUCGUAACUAGUCCUUUAGAAACAACGUUUAAUUCCUUACUGCGAUUCAAAUGCCAUGAAGAUUAUCUGCUAAACGAAAGUGACACAAUGUGGUGUGACGCAACAGGUGCUUGGAACAGUUCUGUUCCGACAUGCAUCCAGAAAUCGGACAUUGGUGGACCCUGUGUUGAUGCCAGAAUGUGUAGGAUACAAAGCGCAAUUUGUGAGGAUAAAAAGUGUUCAUGCAUGUCUGGAGUGGUAGACAGAAGAACACAAAAGUGUGACAUAAUGCCAUUGCUACCGUUUGGAGAAGACGAAGGAGAUAUGCUUAUGAAUCAACAUGAUUGCAGCGAACCCAUUGUUUUUUCACCUGCGAUACCAGUUUUCAACACAAUGAGACGGUCCAUACAUGUAUGCAGAUGUGGACUCGUAAGUUUUGAUAAGAAAUACACAAAUAAUAAACCUGUUCAAGCGGUUGAAGCAAAAUAUGAUAUCAUAGAACCGACAAUUGAUAUCAAUGACCCGGUUGUUGCUGCAUAUUUCGCAGAUAUCUUCGUUGACAAAUCCUCAUCAAUUACAUUUAGGACGUACGAUAUUCUCAACAACUAUCCAUUCACUGCCAAGGCGACGGAAGACAUAGCAUUCCUUGAAAGUUUAAUCAAACGCGUGGAAAAUCUUUCUUCAUUUGAAGUGAGUUUCGUUUUCAUUGCAACAUGGAGUAGUGUGAAACCUAAAGCGUCUGCAUUUAAUCGCAUUAACCCAGCAACGUUCCAACUGGCCAUCAUUUCAAAUGGUGUGCGGACCUAUUCCGUAACAAUAUACGGACAUGAAUUGAUGAACUGGGCUCUAAGUUCGAGAGAAAAAACUAAAACGAUUCCGUUGUGGAUCGGUCACGCCGGAGAGAAUGGUACUAAAUUCAACCACUUGUUUUCAUUCAAAACACCUGCACUUCGGAUGGAUUUAGGUUCUAAAUCAGGAGGAAUCAGUGGUCUUUUGUUGAAAAAUAUCGAUGCACACGACACCGCAUUUAGCAAUCACGGUGUUGAUUGUAUAAAGUGGUACAACAAAAACAGCAACAGGAAGCAGAAUAUCCAAGUCUACUCUCAACGUCUACCUAUGUGCCCAUGUGACAUCAAUCUAGCCCGAUGGGACCCGUGGUUUUGGCACAUCCGGACUCAACUGCGUCAGCAAAUUAGCAACAAUAUUGUGUGCGUUGACAUGAUGCUAAUUGAAACUGUCAAGCCACAUGGGAAGUCUUGCUGCUAUUACCGUUCGACAUUAACAUUUGUGGAAAUGCAACCUCUAUCUGGCGGAUUUUACUUCGCUCAUCCGUCAUACUCACAUCGUGAUCACGAGGUAAAUGACGUCAUCAUGAAGGACAAAUGCUGCGCGAAAUCAGACUACUGCGAUCUCUAUUACCAACUGCAUCCUACAGGCACAUGCUACACCGAGUCCCCAUACAGAUUUGGUUCCUUCUGGGGUGAUCCGCACAUGCGCACAUUGGACGGGAUGAACUACACAUUUAACGGACUUGGAGAAUACGUGUUACUCAGCGUUGUGACGUCAAAUGUCACAUUUUCCCUGCAAGCCAGGACUGAGAGGGCAGUGAAGGAAGAUGGAAACCUGUCUGACGCUACGAUCUUCACGGCCUUUGCAGCUAGAGAUAAUACAAAUUCGUCAAUACACAUUGAACUAAAUAGUGCUAAGGACAAUGUGACCUUGUACGGGAAUGGAAUUGAUCUUACCAAAACUCAUCAGGAAGUACAAAACGACAUGAUCGUGUUUAAUACGUCCACACUCACAAUUCAUGAAGACGACGGGGUUUUGAGAGUGUCAUUUCUUGAAAUAGGGAUAACGAUCGAAAUAGGAAAAGGAGCAGGAAUGUUGUCACUCGAUGUGAUUGUACCAAAGAUAUUCAACAACAUGACAAAAGGUCUCCUAGGAAAUUUUGACGGAGACCCAUAUAAUGAUUUUGUGUACCCUAAUGGAAGUCGGCUGUAUUUUAAUGCAAGCGAUAUGGAAAUAUUUUAUUACGGUCAGACAUGGUCCGUGAAUGACAGUUCGUCAGUAUUUAUAUAUGACGACGGCGAGAAACAUUCAGAUUAUCACAACGCUUCUUACGUUCCGCGCUUCCUGGAUACUGUUGACAACGUAACGCUUGCUCAAGCUGAAAAGGCAUGCAACGGCUCAAAGAACAUAGAAUGUGUGUUCGACUAUGCAUUUACCCUGAACGAAAACAUUGCAAAGUCAACGAACAACAUACGUGUAACUAUUAAUAAUAACGAAGAAGAAAUAGCUAAAGUCGUGCCAACCAUUAACAAUACAUGCAGUGUAAAUGCAACGGUUGGAGAUCAAAUUUCGUGUCAGUUAAAGCUUGAUAAUGGGUUAGAUAUAGAAUUUGUAAACAACGAUACUAAAACAACAUUUAACAGAACUUCGAAGACGCUCUAUUUCAAACAGAGUGAUGAUCGUCCACACAACAUAUGGAGCAACUUCAGAUUUAACCGUAACAAUGAACACAUAGGAAGUAAAAGUUAUGUAGGCAUGCUGUACACAAAUCAUGGUCCCGAAUGA
Molecule: messenger RNA, 5102 nt
Organism: Dreissena polymorpha
Lineage: Eukaryota; Metazoa; Mollusca; Bivalvia; Myida; Dreissenidae
Exons: 28
Coding region: 102-5102 (1666 amino acids)
Biological process (GO): cell-matrix adhesion
Cellular component (GO): membrane
Source: RefSeq, a predicted model, not a curated record